Balaenoptera musculus (blue whale) is the source of this 2695-nucleotide messenger RNA. RefSeq names its product solute carrier family 41 member 3 (gene SLC41A3). Gene Ontology annotation, biological process: monoatomic cation transport. The record is from RefSeq and is a predicted model, not a curated record. Gene Ontology annotation, cellular component: plasma membrane. The coding region runs from base 179 to 1624 and encodes 481 amino acids. Gene Ontology annotation, molecular function: monoatomic cation transmembrane transporter activity. Lineage: Eukaryota; Metazoa; Chordata; Mammalia; Artiodactyla; Balaenopteridae. The transcript is spliced from 11 exons.
GGGACUCCAAGCCCGGGGGCGGGGCGGGGACUACGGGUUUUAGGGCGGGCUUUGGGAGAAGGCCGCCGUCCAGCCUCCUCCGUGGCCCUUGCGGUCUCGCUGCUCCUCCAGCCGCGUCGCUUCCCGCCGCCGCCCGGGGGUAUCCGAUUAAGGCUGCCAGGGGCUCAGCUGUACUCAGAUGGACGGGACGGAGACCCGACAGCGGAGGCCAGAGGAGCUGGGCCUGCUGCACGGCCUCAGCACAGGAAGACUCCCUGAAGCCUCGGAAGAUGGACUGCUGAGUGUCCCUGAGAGCCAAAGGGUGGCCCCUAAACCCCUGGGGCCUGAGCUCAGCAGGGAGACCACCUUGUCCAUUGGCCUCCAGGUGACAGUGCCCUUCCUGUUUGCAGGCCUGGGACUGUCUGGGGCAGGCAUCCUUUUGAACUAUUUCCAGCACUGGCCCGUGUUCACGGAGGUGAAGGACCUGCUGACCUUGGUGCCGCCCCUGGUGGGCCUGAAGGGCAACCUGGAGAUGACGCUGGCCUCACGCCUCUCCACCGCGGCCAACACUGGGCAGAUCGAUGACCCCCAGGAGCAGCACAGAGUCAUCAGCAGUAACCUCGCCCUCAUCCAGGUGCAGGCCACCGUCGUGGGGCUCCUGGCCGCCGUGGCAGCCCUGCUCCUGGGCGCGGCGUCGGGGCAAGAGCUGGACGUGGUGGAGGCGGAGGUGCUGUGCGCCAGCAGCGUCAUCACCGCCCUCCUGGCGGCCUGCGCCCUGGGGAUGCUGAUGGUCUGCAUAGUGAUCGGCGCCCGAAAGCUCGGGGUCAACCCGGACAACAUUGCGACGCCCAUCGCGGCCAGCCUGGGAGACCUCAUCACCUUGUCCCUCCUGGCGUUCGUCAGCAGCUUCUUCCACAAACACAGAGACAGUCGGUAUCUGAUGCCGCUGGUCUGCGUCAGCUUCACGGCCCUGACCCCCAUGUGCAUCCUCGUCGCCAAGCAGAACCCGCCCGUCGUGAAGAUCCUCAAGUUCGGGUGGUUCCCCAUCGUCCUGGCGAUGCUGGUCAGCAGUUUCGGGGGGCUCAUCUUGAACAAGACCAUCUCCAAGCAGCAGUUCCGAGGCAUGGCCAUAUUUGCCCCCAUCAUUUGUGGUGUUGGUGGCAACCUGGUGGCCAUUCAGACCAGCCGGAUCUCCACGUACCUACACCUGUGGAGCACGCCUGGGGUCCUGCCCCUCUGGAUGAAAAAAUGCUGGCCUAACCCCCGCUCCACAUUCUGCAGCUCAGAAAUCAACUCCACGUCGGCCCGUGUCCUGCUCUUCCUGGUGGUUCCAGGCCACCUCAUCUUCUUCUCCAUCAUCCACCUGGUGGAAGGCCAGUCAGUCCCAGACGACAAAACCUUCGUGGGGCUCUACCUGCUGGCGGGCCUGGUCCAGGUGACGAUCCUGCUGUACCUGGCAGAAGCGACGGUUCGGCUGACAUGGAACCAGGCCCUGGACCCAGAUGACCACUGCAUCCCCUACCUUACGGGGCUGGGGGACCUCCUCGGGACCAGCCUCCUGGCACUCUGCUUCCUCGCCCACUGGCUACUGAGGAGUGAAACGGGGCUGGAUGGCACCUCAGAACCAGCAUCUGGACCUUCGUAAGGAGCCCAGACGUCCCUGCUGCUCAGGAGAACCUUCCUUCGUGCCCAUGGGAACAGGGUGUGGUUUCUCCCCAGCCGGACCCCCAGGGUGGCCGACCCUGGCCUCUGCCAGUCGGCCGAGGACGCACACACCCUCUGGAGCUGCUGCUGCCUGAGCCCGGGAUGGAGCCUGAGGUCAGGAGCGCUUGCCGGCGAGCGUCCGUGCCUGUGUGGAGGGCAGGGCGCUGCGGCCUGAAGACGCUGAACCGAGAGGCGCCUGUGCACUUUGCGGGGGACACACACAGCCCGGAUGCAGUGCAGCAGGAAGGACACCCCCUGUCCCCGAGCUGGGGACGCCCAGCCCUUCCCUCUUCUGCUCCCAGCAUUCCUGUCACUGCUUGCUUUUUCUCUUUCAUUAGAACAAAUCUCUGCUUAGAUUUUAACGAUCAGAGGAGUGUAAAAAUAAAGCUGGAACCCCAGUUCCACCCCAAGGUGAGUGAGUGUGGGAUCAGCCCCAAUACAAAGAAAGACGGGAAGGGGAAUCAGCAAGCUGGACCAGUGGGUUAUUGCUACGGAUGCAAGGAAAAAUGUCAACUUUCCAUGCGCGGCUGUACAAAAACUUUUAAUUCACUCGCAUGAGGAGUUGGGCCCAAUGCCAGCAGGGACCUCAGUGCCCAGGAAACGGAAGUCCUGAGCACCUCAGGGGGACACCCACUGGGGGUGUGCGGGACAGAGGUCCAGCCGCAUGGCCCGGACUCUCCUCCUGCAGGACAGGCGGCCGCCAGGCCUGGCUCCUCGUGGAGGGGCCUCUGGACGACCCGGGGCUUCGGGGAGCACCAUCUAGAGAUGGAGACACCCCCUCCCCCAAUGCAGGACACAGAGGAGUCACUGUAGAAAGCAAAAGUCCUUCCCAAAAGCCCAAAAACUCAAAAGAGACAAACAGAAUGGGCAGAGUUGGGAUGAUUCCAAGCCUGAGAAUCAAAACAGCAUCUGAACAAAAACAAACAAACACUUCGAAAGGCACAAGGCAAAAAACCAUUUCUGAGAGCCCGUGUCUAGUCCACUGAUGAACCAAUAAAUAUGUGCAAGUUCA